This is a messenger RNA of Trichomycterus rosablanca, 1891 nucleotides long. RefSeq names its product DnaJ heat shock protein family (Hsp40) member B1b (gene dnajb1b). The coding region runs from base 189 to 1193 and encodes 334 amino acids. The transcript is spliced from 3 exons. The record is from RefSeq and is a predicted model, not a curated record. Gene Ontology annotation, biological process: negative regulation of transcription by RNA polymerase II. Gene Ontology annotation, molecular function: transcription corepressor activity; Hsp70 protein binding. NCBI's taxonomy places the organism in Eukaryota, Metazoa, Chordata, Actinopteri, Siluriformes, Trichomycteridae. Gene Ontology annotation, cellular component: cytosol.
UUCUGUUAAGCUUUAUAUAAAGCGUCAUGGAGGUGGAACUUACACUUUCUGUUAGGAGAUCUGACGGGCUGGGGAAGGUUACUGCUAUUCUGUGUUAAAACUGUUCGGUUAGGCGUAUUUCUGUAGACUUAAGUACUUAAAUAUUUGUUGUUUUUUUUGCUUGACGUUAUUUUAGUUAAUUUAACUCGAUGGGGAAGGAUUAUUACAGCAUUCUGGGGAUUCAGAAAGGAGCUUCGGAGGACGAAAUCAAGAAAGCUUAUCGCAAGCAAGCUUUAAAAUACCAUCCUGAUAAAAACAAGUCUCCUAAUGCUGAGGAGAAGUUCAAGGAGAUCGCCGAGGCUUACGACGUCCUGAGUGAUCCGAAAAAGAAGGACAUUUAUGAUAGAUUUGGAGAAGAGGGAUUGAAGGGCGGCGCCGGUGGAGGUGGCGGUCCGAACGGCCCCGGCUUCACCUACACGUUCCAGGGCGACCCUCACGCCAUGUUCAGCGAGUUCUUCGGCGGGCGCAACCCCUUCGAGCACAUCUUCACCAUGGGCGGCAUGGGCGGAAUGGGCGGCAUGGGCGGCGACGAGAAGAUGGACACAGACGAGCCGUUCGCCGGAUUCGGCCUGGGAGGCGGGCGGCCCUUCGGCGGGCGUCCGGGUAAGAAGCAGGACCCGCCGGUGACCCACGAGCUGCGCGUCAGCCUGGAGGAGGUGCUCCGGGGCUGCACCAAGAAGAUGAAGAUCUCGCGGCGGCGGCUCAACCCGGACGGGCGCGGCACGCGAAAGGAGGACAAGCUGCUGACGGUGGAGGUGAAGAAGGGCUGGAAGGAGGGCACCAAGAUCACCUUCCCCAAAGAGGGCGACCAGACGCCCACCAACAUCCCCGCCGACGUGGUGUUCAUCGUCAAGGACAAGCCGCAUCCCGUGUUCAAGAGGGACGGAUCGGACAUCGUCUACCCCGCCAAGGUCACGCUCAAGGAGGCCCUGUGCGGCUGCACGGUGAAAGCCCCCACGCUGGACGGACGCACCGUCCCGCUCCCCGUCCGGGAGAUCGUCCGCCCCGGGAUGAAGCGGCGCAUCACCGGCGAGGGCCUCCCGCUGCCCAAGAGCCCGGAGCGGCGGGGCGACCUGAUCGUGGAGUUCGAGGUGAAGUUCCCGGAGGGGCUGAGUCAGGACGCCAAGGACACCAUCUCUCGGGUCCUGCCCUGAAAACCUGACGAAAAGAACCAGAGCAAGGACCGGAAUGGUUUAACGGACCUUGACGAGCAAGUUGCCUUUCAUACAUAACGCAUUCGUGGUGUCGGGUUCCAACCAAGAGCUUCCUUUUCAUUUUCAUUUCCUUAUAGGUUGAUUUUAUUUAGUAGGGCUGCGCCGCCAGACACGAAAUUAAUCCUCGUUAUUAUUUUUGUAUUUUUUAUUGCGUCACGCUUCGCUCUGAUCGAGGAGAACGAAGCUAACCCACGCCCCCCUCCGACACGUAGUCGGCAGCCGUACUCGUACGCUUGACGAGUGCAGUGCGGAUCAGCACUGCGUACGGAGAGACGCACCCUGACGGCACUCUUUCCUCGUCUCUGUGCAGGCGACAUCAUGCGAGAGUCCGAAUCCGGCUUAAUCCCACCCCUAUCUGAACGACGGGCCGAUCGUCGUUCCUGUGGCUGCCCAGCCCACCCGGCAGGCAGAGCCGAGAUUCGAUACGAUGUACUCGAGAUCCCAGCUCUGGUGUUCCAGUGUGUUUUACCGCUGCGCCACCUGAGCGGCAAAUCUUGGGUGUUUUUGAUUUGUGAAAUCGCUCCACAAUUUAAUGGUUUAGCACAACAGCGUUGAUCCCAUUAGCUGUCCAGAGUCCCAAAGACCUGAGCAGGAACUUUCUGGCUGUGCAGUGAAUUCAUUGUUAUAUAUAUAUAUCA